GUUCACACACGUCUCUGCUUUUUUGUGGUGGUUCCAAUGGGCUGAAUUUUCAGAAACAGCUUUUCUGGAAUAUGGACCCACCAUAUCAUAUGGUGACCGUUUUGAAUGAAAUAAUUUUUGUUUUAGUUGAGGCCCCUUCUGAAAGUGAGAGAUGCUUCUCUUUUUCCUCUGGCCACUAAACUUUGUAGCUCUUGUGCUGACGGGUUUUUUUUUUUUCUUUUUUUCUGUUUUUAUUGUGGGGGUGUCUGUAAUCUGAUAUUCGGUUGUUGAAUCACAAGGUUAUGAAGAUUCAAUUGUGAAUUUUUUCGGGUUCUCUUCAGCACCAUUUGCUUGAUUAAGUCUGCUUUGUACAGACAGACCUCUCGUUGGAGUCUUCCCUCAAAAGGGUGAUUUUGCAUUCUCAAGUAUGGCCGAGGAAGAUGGUCUCUGUCCAUCCCGUGAUGGGAAGGGAAUCCCCCUCUGGAUAUUCUUGAAGGAUGCAAGAUUCGCCUUCAAAAUGGAUGAGCUUGGUUUGGAAAUAGCACAAAUUGCAUUUCCAGCAGCACUGGCUCUGGCAGCAGAUCCUAUUGCUUCUCUGGUUGACACAGCAUUCAUUGGCCAGUUAGGUCCAGUGGAACUUGCUGCUGUAGGAGUUUCUAUUGCUGUGUUCAAUCAAGUAUCAAGGAUCGCAAUAUUCCCACUUGUCAGUGUCACAACCUCUUUCGUUGCUGAAGAAGAUACCAUUGGAAUACUGGACUCUGAACCUGAAGUUAGCAACAGUGUGGAAAUGGGCUCAACUGUAAAUGGUGAAACCAAAAAGUUGAUACCAAAGGGUCCUGGUGAGAGACCAUACGAUUCAGAAAUGCAUGGUAGUGGUCAUGAUACGCCAAAGUUUGAGCGUAAAAGGCAUAUCCCAUCAGCCUCAGCUGCACUGGUUGUUGGUGGUAUCCUUGGCCUCAUCCAAGCCAUAUUUCUCAUUUCUGGAGCAAAACCUUUAUUGAACUUCAUGGGAGUCCAUUCUGAUUCCCCUAUGCUAACCCCAGCACAAGAAUACUUGACUCUGAGGUCACUUGGUGCUCCUGCUGUUCUUCUAUCAUUAGCCAUGCAAGGGGUCUUUCGCGGAUUUAAGGAUACAAAAACUCCUCUAUAUGCCACUGUGGCAGGAGACGUAACAAACAUAAUUUUAGACCCGAUAUUUAUGUUUGUUUUCCAUAUGGGUGUCAGUGGUGCAGCCAUUGCCCAUGUUAUAUCUCAGUACAUUAUUUCUGUUAUCCUCUUUUGGAGAUUAAUGCAACAAGUCGAACUCUUACCUCCAAGUACCAAAGUUCUGCGAUUUGGUCGAUUUCUGAAAAAUGGUUUCCUAUUAUUGAUGAGGGUUAUAGCUGUGACAUUCUGUGUGACUCUAGCUGCAUCUUUAGCUGCACGCCAGGGACCAACAUCGAUGGCCGCAUUCCAGGUCUGCUUGCAGGUUUGGUUGGCAACGUCUCUUCUUGCUGAUGGCUUAGCGGUUGCCGGGCAGGCCAUACUUGCAAGCGCAUUUGCUAAACAGGACUACAGCAAGGCCACAGCUGCUGCAUCAAGAGUAUUGCAGUUGGGGUUGGUUCUGGGGUUGGUUCUGUCAUCCAUCCUUGGAACUGGAAUGCAGUCUGCAGCAAAACUGUUCACAAAGGAUCUCAGUGUCCUCCAUCUCAUCAGUAUAGGCAUUCCGUUUGUUGCAGUUACUCAACCUAUCAACUCUCUGGCCUUUGUUUUUGAUGGGGUCAACUUUGGUGCAUCUGAUUUUGCAUAUUCUGCAUAUUCCAUGGUUCUGGUGGCCAUAGUCAGCAUCUUGUGCUUGUUCAUUCUCUCGUCCAGUUUCGGCUUUGUCGGAAUCUGGGUGGCGCUGACCAUCUAUGUGACACUGAGAGCAUUUGCUGGCUUUUGGAGGAUAGGGACUGGGAGCGGACCUUGGAGCUUCCUCAGAAGCUGACUGUGUAAAGCAGCAACUCGGUUUCCAUGGUUUUCUUGUUAUGGAAACUGUUGUUGGAGUUGAAGCCAUUUUUUUCUGUUAUCAUCUUCAUAUAUAUGAUAUUGCUUUUCUUGUUCUUAAUUUGUACAUAUAUAUUCAUAUAUGGAAAGAACUUAAUAGAAGUGCUUUUGAGCGUUCAAAUAUAUGGAAUAAUUACAUA
This is a messenger RNA of Vitis riparia (riverbank grape), 2147 nucleotides long. RefSeq names its product protein DETOXIFICATION 42. Gene Ontology annotation, biological process: transmembrane transport. The transcript has 14 exons. Gene Ontology annotation, cellular component: membrane. Gene Ontology annotation, molecular function: antiporter activity; xenobiotic transmembrane transporter activity. The record is from RefSeq and is a predicted model, not a curated record. NCBI's taxonomy places the organism in Eukaryota, Viridiplantae, Streptophyta, Magnoliopsida, Vitales, Vitaceae. The coding region runs from base 407 to 1948 and encodes 513 amino acids.